AUGGAUCGCGAUCGAGACUCGCGGGCCCGCCGAUACGACGAAGGCGAAGUGGUCAGAGAACAGGAUCGGGAAAGAGAGCGGGACUGGGAUCGCGACCGCAUACGUGACAGAAACCGCGGUUUUGAUAGGCGUGACGAAAGGAGGAGAUCGCGGUCACCCUUCAUUCGAGAGAGGCGGGAUAGAAGCCCUCCUGGCAGAUCUCCAUUGCCAGCUUCACGAGUAGGAUCCUACAGGCCCCGAUCUCGUUCACCGAGCCGAAGUCGAUUGGGGGAGAGACAUCAGCCUUACCGACGAGCUUCCCCGGUUAGAGAAUCUGCCAUCUCAUCAGCUAUUACAUCACAGCCGGCGUCAGAAAAAGCAUCUCCGCGACCUGGCUCCGCAAGAGCCCGGUCACCAUUGCAAUCGCGGGAACAGUCUCCCCAUCGCGCAACAGCAUCAGGAUCCGGCUCGGCAAGGGAUACACCUCGGCCCGGCCCUUAUGACCCUUGUUCUGCAUCAAAGUCACCACCCCGCGGGCCAGCUGCCCUGAGAGGUCCUCCUGCUGGGCCAUGUGCAGGUCGAAGUUUGUCCACAUCUGUAUCUUCUCCUUUACCGUCUGGCUCCAAAAAUCCACAAACUCCGGGUCGAACGGACGGCCAGAGUCCGACCAAUCCCCCGUCUGGGCCAAGAGGCUACGUCCCUCCCCCACGGGGCGUUUACGGAAGUCGUCUCGGCGGACGUGCCAGUUGGAGUCAGGCCCCUUCCCGACAGCUGUCUGGGUUGUCACCUUCGCCAAGCGCCGCAGCUGGGCCAACGGCGAUCCCCACGGGGCCUCGCGGUACACCGUCAAAUACUGGCGGCGCGUCCUCUACACCCACGCAACCCAGAGGGUUCAACCCGCCCACAGGUCCCGCGUCACAGCAUGGCAGUGGACCGCGGCAGACCCUCGCACAGAGCCUGCUAUCAACCAUGCCGCCCAUCGUCCCCGGCGGCAAGCUUGACCCUUCCAUGGCACCCCUCACCCUUGGAGUAACCCGCGAACUCGAGCCUCACUACAAAAAAAUGCGUGACGAGGAAGAGAAGUUGCGUGAUGAACUCCGACUGAAGCAGGAGCGCCUGCGAAAGACGCUUUACAUGUGGGACCGGCUAGAGCGCGAAUCGCGUGCGUGGGAGCUGAGAAGCGACUUGAGUGAGAGGAGCAUGAAGAAUCUUGCAGGAGAAGGUAUCGGAGGGGCUGCGUUUUGA
Ustilaginoidea virens is the source of this 1224-nucleotide messenger RNA. RefSeq lists its product as uncharacterized. The record is from RefSeq and is a predicted model, not a curated record. The coding region runs from base 1 to 1224 and encodes 407 amino acids. The transcript has 4 exons. NCBI's taxonomy places the organism in Eukaryota, Fungi, Ascomycota, Sordariomycetes, Hypocreales, Clavicipitaceae.